UAAUUAUCUCCUCCAAUAAUACAAAUUAACUAAAAAAAAUAGACACUUACCAGACAAAGCAGACCCCAAAGAAAAAGGAGAGAGACACUUCACCUCCAUCUUCUUCAUCUUCUUCUUCUUCCUCUCUCUCCAAUAACAAUCAGAUAAUGGGUUCAACAGGAAACCCUAAUCCAUGGGGUACAUACGAUUCAUACAGAGACUGUUCUCAAGGAGUAUGUAGUGUCUAUUGCCCUCAAUGGUGUUACGUCAUCUUCCCUCCUCCUCCUUCCUUCUACCUCGACGACGAAGACGACUCUUCCUCCUCUGAUUUCUCUCCUCUCCUCAUCGCUCUUAUCGGAAUCCUCGCUAGUGCCUUCAUCCUCGUCAGCUACUACACUCUCAUCUCCAAAUACUGCCACCGCCGUCGCCACAACUCCUCCUCCUCCACCUCCGCCGCAGCUAUAAACCGAGAUCACGGAAUCUCAUCAGAUUACACCUGGCAAGAAGCUACGAAUCCGAAUCCGACGAUUGGUGUUGGUGAUGGACUCGAUGAAUCUCUGAUUAAAUCGAUAACUGUUUACAAAUACAGAAAGAUGGAUGGAUUUGUUGAAUCAUCAGAUUGUUCUGUUUGUUUAAGUGAGUUUCAAGAGAACGAGAGCUUGAGAUUGUUACCUAAAUGCAACCACGCGUUUCAUGUUCCUUGUAUUGAUACUUGGUUGAAAUCUCACUCUAAUUGUCCUCUCUGCCGUGCUUUCAUCGCCGGAGUUAACGUCACUUCCUCCGCCGUUGAGAUCGUCGAUGUAACCAAUCAACCGAUCGCUACGGAGAACAACUCGAUUUCGACCGGAGAUGAUUCCGUCGUUAUCAACUUAGAUCUGGAAAAUUCCAGAUCUAUGAAUGAGUCGGUUAAUGGAGGAUCGACGCCGAAACCACCGGAGAUGCAGGAGUUAAGAGACGGAGAAGAGGAGGUGACUCGGAGAUCGGCGACGUUAAACUCAGGCGCCGCUGUGGUAUCGAUCGCUGAUAUACUAAGGGAGAUUGAAGACGAAGAAGAAUCAGCAGGUGUAGGAACUUCUCGCUGGGUAGAAGAAGGGGAAGGAGAGAAGACGCCGCCGCCUUCAGGAUCGGCGGCGAGUCAAACAAACGGGAUUUCGAAUUUUCUGGUUCGGAGUUCAAUGGCGGCGAUGAAGAGAUCUAGUUACGAGAGGGCAAAAAAUUACCGUUUACCGAAAUAAGUUAUUAAAAAAAAAGGUAAUAU
Arabidopsis arenosa is the source of this 1237-nucleotide messenger RNA. The record is from the annotation of a GenBank genome assembly. NCBI's taxonomy places the organism in Eukaryota, Viridiplantae, Streptophyta, Magnoliopsida, Brassicales, Brassicaceae.